UCUUUGGGCUCUGUCCCUGUGAGACCCAAUUUUUGCUGCACUCAACGCCUCUUUAGCGGCGGGAUUUGUCGGGCUGACCGGCUUGAUUGCGAGAUCUUUCUUGUCAGGGCCUGGCAAGAGAGGUGUUCUGGCCAAAGUGAGGUCCGGCUCUGGGUUUUACGUCGGCUUGGUGGGUUGCGAUUGGAAAGGAAAAGUCCUUCGAGAGCCCCGAAUUGUGCCAGAAACUAG
Molecule: messenger RNA, 228 nt
Organism: Protopolystoma xenopodis
Lineage: Eukaryota; Metazoa; Platyhelminthes; Monogenea; Polystomatidea; Polystomatidae
Source: the annotation of a GenBank genome assembly